AGGCGCCCGCGUGCGGAGCUCAAUUUAUUUCUAGGUUCCUUUCACGCCGAAAUUUCGCUUCCGAGCCGGGAGGCUGCUUUCACAGAUCCGAGUGUGUUUUCCUGUAAAAGCUAGGCCUAAAUUAUAUAGAUCUGUGAUUGAAGAUGUUAUUAAUGAUGUACGAGACAUCUUUCUGGAUGAUGGAGUGGAUGAACAAGUCCUGAUGGAACUAAAAACUUACACUAUUGGAAGGAUGCUGGAAUUGUCACUAGCAUGUAGUCAUCUGAGAGGAUCUUGGAGAAGCCUGUGAAUUAGCAGUAUCCCAAGAGCAGUUCCUGGCGUUAAAAGCAUUGUGGGAGAAUAAAUUAAUGCAGUCUAGGGCAGUAGAUGGAUUUCAUUCAGAAGAGCAGCAGCUUUUGUUGCAAGUUCAGCAGCAACAUCAACCCCAACAGCAGCAGCAUCACCACCACCACCACCACCAGCAAGCGCAACCUCAGCAAACGGUACCUCAGCAAGCACAGACCCAACAGGUCCUUAUUCCUGCAUCACAGCAAGCUACAGCACCACAAGUUAUUGUUCCUGAUUCUAAGUUGAUACAGCAUAUGAAUGCAUCAAGUAUUACGAGUGCUGCUGCUACGGCUGCCACCUUGGCACUCCCUGCAGGCGUGACUCCUGUUCAACAGAUAUUCACGAAUUCAGGUCAGCUUCUUCAGGUGGUUCGAGCAGCCAAUGGUGCCCAGUAUAUCUUUCAACCUCCUCAGUCAGUUGUUCUACAACAACAAGUUAUACCACAGAUGCAGCCUGGUGGAGUACAAGCUCCUGUUAUCCAGCAGGUCCUAGCCCCACUUCCUGGAGGGAUUUCACCACAGACAGGUGUCAUCAUCCAGCCACAGCAGAUCUUAUUUACAGGAAAUAAAACUCAGGUCAUCCCUACUACAGUGGCAGCACCCACACCAGCACAAGCACAGUUACCUGCCCCUGGCCAGCAGCAGCCACAGGCCCAGCCUGCUCAGCAGCAGGCUCCAUUGGUGCUGCAGGUUGAUGGAACAGGGGACACAUCAUCUGAGGAAGAUGAAGAUGAGGAAGAAGACUAUGAUGAUGAUGAAGAGGAAGACAAAGAGAAAGAUGGAGCUGAAGAUGGGCAGGUGGAAGAAGAGCCCCUCAACAGUGAAGAUGACGUAAGUGACGAGGAAGGACAGGAACUGUUUGACACAGAAAAUGUUGUUGUGUGCCAAUAUGAUAAGAUACACAGAAGUAAAAAUAAAUGGAAAUUUCAUCUCAAGGAUGGCAUUAUGAAUCUUAAUGGAAGAGAUUAUAUAUUUUCCAAAGCAAUUGGAGAUGCAGAGUGGUGAAGAGUUGCUUCUUUCCUUUUAUAAGUAAGACAAAAGAAACUUUAAAAGUUAAAAUGGACGGUUUGAAACUUGGGACAUAUAUCAACCAAACUUCACUUCUGCAUGUCAGAACAGCGCAGUAGACGCCAAGCUACUGGAACACAGCUAGACCUUGACAACAUAGACACUACUAACCGGCAAGCCAUGGAGCUGUAGCACCUGGGGUUGUUGGGCGGGGGGAGGGGUUGUGUAGGAAACUGUAACUGUCGAUUUUAAAUACAGGAACCUGCCAUUGGUAAUUAGCAUGUAAAGCUUUGUUUAUAUUACUUUCUCCAAGUUUGGCUCAGUCAGAAGAUACUUGUUGGAAUGAUCUGAAGAAAUUUCCCUUUUGAUAGAUUGAACUGAAACUGCUUAUUGUAUGUGGUUAUAUUUGGUACAAAUUGCGUGUGAACUUUUUACAGAAGGGCAAGAAUUAUGGUGUUGAAUUUUAAUUCACUGUGUAAGAAGAUUUAAAACUCAUAAUAGGUCUUAAACAUUUUUACUUGUUACUCUCCCUCAGUAAUACAUACCUCUUGCUUCCCUGCUGUCUGAAACAUCUACUUUAGAUUUAAAGAAAGGAUCAGUGGUCAUGGUUUGGAAACAAAGUCGACCCAGGAAUGGAGGCUUGUUUUAAUUAGGUUUUCAUACUUGUUAAAUGUAACUUAAAGACUUGGGUCUUACCUGUGUUGAGUAGAAUUAAAGUGACAGCUUGAUUUCCAUAUAGAAAAACUGUACUCAGUCACAUACUUUAAGAGACCCCAAAUUGGCUCCUCAGGAAUAUGUUUAUUCACAAAGGUACCACCGAGCUGAAAUUGUACAGUACACCCGAUAUGUGAAGGUUUUUCUUGUUGGGCUGCAGCGUGUGCUUAGCUGUUCAUUUAGUCUUUAUGUAACACUGAGAUGGCAUUCUGUACAUCGAUCUAAGAAGCAUAAGGGCAGGUGGUGAGGACUGGAUUUUUAUUAAACAAUUUAGUAAUUAUAAAAGUUUCUUGUGUUUCCUAGUAAAGAAUUUUAGAAAUUAUUUUAAUUGAACAAAUUUUUUAAAACACUUUGUAAUUUGAGGGGAAUGCUUGGGGGUGGAGGGGGUAAAGGGAGGUGGGCCACUAAAUACAAAUUUACCUCUCUUUCAUUGGGUAGCCCUUCCAGGCCAUUGAUGAUCUAGACUUGGGCUCCAGUUUGCACAUUGGAAAGAAAGUAUAGAGAUUUGACUUGUAUAUUAAAAACUCUAGAUCUUCGCUGUAUGUGAUGAGAAUGUGUAGCUCUGGUUCGUUCCUGUAAGGGGCUCUCAACGGUGUGGCGCUGCAGUGGGUCAGCUUCCUGGGAACUGCAGGAAUGCUCACUCACCUUCUCUCCUAGUGACUAACAACAUUUGAUUCAAGUUACCUUGCCUGUUGGUUCUUUUGUCUUCCAAUUUUGUCUUCCUUUAAUUUGACUUUAUGUAGUUCCAGAAGUAACAGAUGAACUAAAUAUAUUACAAAAGAAAAACUGUGAGUUAUAUAUAUAUAUAUAGUGCUUCUUUAAAGCACAUAUUUUUAAAUUUCUUAAUGCAAUUGAUUCCCCUUCCCCACUUAGCACCCCACUGAACCAGUUUAUGUUGUGGAAUUCGGUAUCAGUGGUGGUGUCUUAACAUGAUAGUAGUUAGAUUUUGCUUUAUCCCAUAACUGGUAAUACAGUUUCUUGUUCUGUUAUUAAUACAGCCUUUUGGGGAAACUUUCUUUCUUCUCUGUUCUCAAAGCACAUGCAGUUCUGUUUAAUUUUAACACUUGGAGUACAGAGGGAGUAAAAUCCCAUGAGUUCUGUUCUCAGUUGUCCCUCGGUAUAGUUUGUAGAAGAUUUGUGUUUAUUCAGUGAACAGUGAGGAACUACCUAUGGCAGUGAGCAGUGUUGCUUCAGUGAAACUCGGGCUCCCCAGUAGCUGUUCUGCUACUGAAACUCAGCACAUGACCCUGGGCUCUCUGUGUAGUCAAACAUAUUGAAGGUUAGCAUUGUACACAGGCUUGUUUUUUCAAACAUGAACAACCACUUCUUUCAGAGUGACACAUAGGGUUGUUUUGAAGCAGGAAGUAACCAUUUGUAUCUACACCUAUUGUAUUGCCUAUUAAUGGUGGCCUCCUGGAUAAAUGCUUUUAUAUGUGAAAAAUUCUGAAAGCUGGUUCAAACAACCCUGCACACCAGGUUGUGCUCUUAUACGCUGUUAUAGUGUGUUCCUUUUAAAAUCAAGUAGCGUGUUGUGUUUUUUUAAUUACACUAGCUUUUGCUAUGUAAAUGUCACUUGCUUUGAAUUCUUAAUCAUGUUUUGCCAUUACAUUUAACAGAUGAUGUCAUUAGGUUCUAUUAAAAUGUCAUUCCUUUGGAAAGGCAAGGGGAUCCCACUUGCAGAAUUUUAAGUAGCAUGUUUAUCCAAAAAGUGGAUAUAGUUGAGACUUGGGAAUCCUGAAGUAGGGUGUUUUCAGAAGAUGAUCUGUUUAGAUUUGUAUCAGUAGUGAUGGCACCUUUUGCAUAACAUCAUACCAGUAGUGCUAAGGUAAAUUUACACAGAAUGACGGAAGUGGAGAUGUGUGCCUUCCGGUGUCUGAACUCUUGCCUGUGUCAUUUGUACUCUCAGACCACGGGAAUGCCCGAGAGCACGUGCGAUGUCUUAGAGUGACAGCUUUGUCACGCGCGGUCUGUGCAGGCAAAUGUGAUAGGAGGGGAUCUUGAUGUUGGGCGUUUAUGUUUGAAGUGUGCACAUUUCUGUUGACUCCGCAUCACAUUUACACUGUUGCCUUUAAGUCACGCAUGGACAGUGAUUGAAAUGUGUUUGGACAAACCUAACAGAGUCUGGCUUUAGAAAACAGUGUAAAAUAUACUAGUUUUUAUAUAGAGGCUUUCUUUCUUGUAUUGAAAAUCUAGGAGUUUUCUUUUGGUGGCUUGUCUGGACGAAUGCAGAGUUGUCUCCCUCUGAGAAUAUUUUUUUUAUUAUCUUAUAGCAAUAAUGUCACCAUAUUAGAGGGUAAGUAUUCCUUGUAUAAGAAAACAGACAUAUCUCCUCUUAGCAACCCCCUUAUAACAGCGUUUUCUUCCACUUGAGAAAGUUCUUAAAUUCUCAGAUUACUUCAUCUUGAACUGAGCUUUUGUGCAAUGUGCUAUUUUAUUGAUCUUUGUACAUUUUCAUUUUGUGUUUCCUGCCUACCUGUUUGAAUCAGCUGUAGCAGAUACUGAUUUUUUGUUUUAAAAAUGGUUGUUUUGUUGUGUUUUCUCAUGUGUUUACCGUUAGGCUUGGACUUUGAUCUGUUAUCCCUAUGGAAAUGAUCCUGGUUUGUAGUCUUCCCCCUGGAAACCUGCCUCUGUCUUUUCUUUGUCAUCUUUCCUGCAUGCAUGAUUUAAGGAAGAAUGCAUCUUUUUUCUUUCUUUCUUUCUUUUCUUUUCUUUUCUUUUUUUCUUUUUUUUUUUUUUUUGCUUAUUUUGAGGAACAAAAGCUUCCCUUUUGAGGAGAGAACAAAACAACAUUGAAUCAACAAUUACUCCUUCAGCCAAGCUUCCUUAAAUCAGGCUGGUAUGCAUCGGGGAGGGGAGGGUUAAUCCCUAGCUUUUUGGAGCUACUAUUGUCGACUGCUGUUGUACAUACUGUUAUGUGUAAGGGCGUAAAUAUAUUUAUUAUGUUUGUAAAAUUCAUUCUGUACACUUGCAGAUCAAGGUUGCUCUUCUGUGAUAUGGGUUGUUAGGUUUUAAAGACCAUCUUGGAAUACAAUUAAAGAGCUUAGUAUUUUGAUGUACUAAGACCUAUUUUAAGUUUAAUAUUUUACCUUGCAAAAACUUUAAUUAAAGAUGUUAUUUAAAAAAAGUAAUGUUGCUUGCUUUGCUUACUAGUCUAUGACAUUGGCAUAUGGACAGCUGACUAAAACCAUACAGUUUAGACAGGAAAAGUUAAACAAAAAUAGGGAUAUGGUUAAAUUCUGUACCCUUAGUUAAAUUCUGUACCUUUAAGGUAGUGGUUUUGGGAUGCCAGACUGAAUUGUUAAACUGUCUUAGAUAUCUUAAGCGCUUUUAAAAGCUGUGUUUUCCAGGCACAGAGGUAUUUAGGAUGGGUAAAUUCACACCAACUAAAUGUAAAUUAAGGUUAAUAUAAUUAACAUUGUAUUGGAAGAGUAUUUCUACUCAAAAGCUUAGAUUGCUUAGGAUGAAGUUACUAAGAACAUCAUUUCAUUUCUUUGUCUGGCUAAACUGUUUUCUCUCAGUUCAGAGUUUGUAAAUAAUUGCUUAUUAGGAGAUUUGGAUUAUUGAGGUUUGUAUUACAUAUUGAAUAUAUUUUGUGUUACUUUAGAAGAUAUUAAAUUACUAGCAGUAUUUUGAUUUUAUAGUUAAUUCAAAUGAAUCAUUAAGAGCUUGCCUUUUGUAAUUUUUUAUCCUGUUAUAAACUACUUUAUCUAAGGAAACAUGCAGAUUUUAACUAUUAAAUAAUCAUAAUAAAGAUAUUUUAUUUAUUGCCAGCA
Messenger RNA from Myodes glareolus (Bank vole), 5821 nucleotides. The record is from RefSeq and is a predicted model, not a curated record. Lineage: Eukaryota; Metazoa; Chordata; Mammalia; Rodentia; Cricetidae.